Messenger RNA from Mercurialis annua (annual mercury), 1166 nucleotides. Its product is annotated as GDSL esterase/lipase 7-like. Gene Ontology annotation, molecular function: hydrolase activity, acting on ester bonds. Lineage: Eukaryota; Viridiplantae; Streptophyta; Magnoliopsida; Malpighiales; Euphorbiaceae. The record is from RefSeq and is a predicted model, not a curated record. The coding region runs from base 60 to 1127 and encodes 355 amino acids. The transcript has 5 exons.
AUUUUCAUUACCAUCUAAAUUUCUUCAGACAAAAGUUACAAAACCCUAAUUUCUUAUCAAUGAAAGUUGUGUCAGUAGUUUUGUUAUUUGUUUUGUGUAAUGAGAAUUUAGUUUCUGGUUUGCCAUUGGCGCCAGCUUUAUAUGUUUUUGGAGAUUCAUUAUUUGAUAAUGGAAAUAAUAAUUUCUUGCCAACUUUUGCCAAGGCUAAUUUUCUUCCUUAUGGUGUCGAUUUUGCUCAUGGAGUUACCGGAAGAUUCACUAAUGGUAGAACUGUUGCUGAUUUUAUAGCUGAAUUUCUUAGGCUGCCAUAUCCUCCGCCAUUGUUGAGCAUCAGAACGAGUCCAGUUACGGGUUUGAAUUUAGCAUCUGGAUCUUGUGGCAUUCUUCCUCAAACUGGAAGUCAUUUGGGAAAAUGCUUGAGUUUGAAUGAUCAGAUAGAUUUAUUUGAAGCAACAGUUGAAUCAGAGAUAUCAACUCACUUCAAAACCAAAAAUGAAUUUUCAAAUUACUUAUCAAAAUCCAUAUGCAUAUUUUCUAUAGGCAGUAAUGACUAUAUAAACUACUUUGACACCUCAGCUAAUUUUGUGUUAAACAAACACACUCCUCAAGUAUUUGCUCAACUUCUCCUGGAUAAACUCUCUCACAAUUUUGAGAGAUUAUACAUUUUAGGAGUGAGAAAGAUCUUAAUGUUCGAAAUCGGUCCGAUCGGAUGCAUCCCGUCGAUAUCGAGGUCGAGGCAUGGGGCAAUAAGGAAUGAAAAAUGUGAAGAAGGAGCAAACCAGAUGGUUUCAUACUUCAAUGACAAGCUUGCUGCAAUGCUUCAAAAUCUAACAUCUACACUCCCUGACUCUACAUUUGUUUAUGGUCAUGCUAAUUGGCUAGGCUAUGAUGCUGUUAUUAAUCCUUCUAGAUAUGGUUUGAUGGACACAAGCAACCCUUGCUGCAGAACAUGGGGCAAUGGAACAUCGGCAUGCAUUCCAUGGAUAUCAGCAUGCUCCUUUCCAAACAAACACUAUUUUUUUGAUGCUUUUCAUCUUACUGAAACUGUCUGCUCUUCCAUUGCAUCUCAUUGUAUUAAUGACAAAUCUGUUUGUUCUCCAACAUUAGACCAGCUUAUCAAAAUGUAAUCAUUUCAAACACAAAACAAUAUUAAUUCUAUUCAUAAA